Macrosiphum euphorbiae (potato aphid) is the source of this 243-nucleotide messenger RNA. The record is from the annotation of a GenBank genome assembly. NCBI's taxonomy places the organism in Eukaryota, Metazoa, Arthropoda, Insecta, Hemiptera, Aphididae.
AUGAUGUCUUAUGAAAAUAUUAAUACUUCAUUUGGAUUUUUGUUCAACACUACUGAGUUGUCAGUGUUAGAAGUAAGACAAAAAGCUGGAGAGUUACAAAAAUCGUUUAUGAAUGAAUGUAUUCAUUUUCGUGGUUACUUAAAAGGCUUACCAGAAAGCGUAUCCAUAAAAUUGGUGCUAUAUUUGUGUCGAGUCAUAAAAGAUGAUAAUUUGCUAGAUAUUUACCCAAUACCCAUAUGUUAA